AUGACUAUCAAUCCCACUUACCUCGCGCAGCGCACGCGCUCCUCUGUCAACUGGACAGAUGCCAGAACUCGUGUCCUUAAGUCGUACAGAGAAUGGCUUAGAGCGUCCCCCGAGAUCCAGACCAUGUACUCACUGAACAUGCCCGUAUCCGUCAUCCGCACCAAGGUUCGCCAGGAGUUCGAGAAGCACCGCUACGUGAAGCAGCUCAGCGCCGUCGAUGUCCUGCUGUUCCAAAGCCACGCCGAGUUCCAGGAAACCCUCAACUACUGGAAGCAGCUGUCUCAUGUGAUGAAGUACUUCCGUCCAGAGGAAGACCCCGGUGCUCGGUUACCUCCUAACUUCAUCUCGGGCUUCUUGGAAGGCCGCAAUUGA
This is a messenger RNA of Aspergillus alliaceus, 372 nucleotides long. RefSeq names its product putative NADH-ubiquinone oxidoreductase B14 subunit. The transcript is spliced from 4 exons. Gene Ontology annotation, biological process: response to oxidative stress. The record is from RefSeq and is a predicted model, not a curated record. NCBI's taxonomy places the organism in Eukaryota, Fungi, Ascomycota, Eurotiomycetes, Eurotiales, Aspergillaceae. The coding region runs from base 1 to 372 and encodes 123 amino acids.